UUCAUUUGUUUGCAAUUAGUAUACGUACGUCAUAGGAGUUUUUGCACAAAGAAUUAAAGAUGAAAAGGUAUUCAUAUUACAUUGUUUGCUUUCCAGAUAACUCCUAGACCCAUUGAAUGACUGAUUUACACCAAGUGAAGGAGUGACACAGAGCUGGAUUUGAAAAUGGUCUCACAAGGAAGAUAUAUUCUUUUUAUCGAGAUUAUUUUCGUCUUUCUCGGUAAUUCCCUCGUCAGGAGUGUGAUAACAGAUUUACGCCUUGUUGGUGGUCCAACCUCCAAUAAAGGCACAGUUGAGAUCAGGAUAGACAAUGGAACAUGGGAGACAACAUGUGGAGUAAAUCUUGGUAUCUUUGACGUCAUUGUUAUCUGUAGACAGUUGGGAUUCGCAGGAGUCAGUAGAAGAAUAUCGGUCACACCUUAUGGACAUCAUUCAACUCCCAUCAGAGGGCUGGGUUGUAAUGGCGGUAAGUAUUUCUUUUAUUAG
This is a messenger RNA of Strongylocentrotus purpuratus (purple sea urchin), 486 nucleotides long. RefSeq names its product CD5 antigen-like. The transcript is spliced from 2 exons. The record is from RefSeq and is a predicted model, not a curated record. Bases 166 to 486 code for a protein of 106 amino acids. Lineage: Eukaryota; Metazoa; Echinodermata; Echinoidea; Camarodonta; Strongylocentrotidae. Gene Ontology annotation, cellular component: membrane.